AUGACAGGGGUCCUCGACAAACCAAACCCAACGCAAAAUGCAGAAGUUGAGAAGGAUGGAACGAAUAUCACUUUCAAUGAACAAACUAAUUAUGUGCCAAAGCGCACGAUCAUAGCGAUCUUCCUGGCCUGUUCCAGCGUUGACCUGCUGGCGUUGAUGGACCAGACCACACUGGCGGCCAGUCUGUCGAUUAUCGGCAACGCAUUGGGAGCCAGUAACCAAACCUCUUGGAUCUCCGGUGGUUAUUUUGUAACAUCGACAUGUUUCCAGCUGCUCUAUGGAAAACUCUCCGAUAUCUGGUCUCGCAAGCUCGUCCUCUUCGUCGGUCUAGCAAUCUUCUUCUUCGGGUCUCUGGCAGCUUCCCUUGCACAAACCGCCACGCAAUUGAUCAUUUUCCGUGCUUUCACAGGUGUUGGCGGCGGUGGCCUCAUGACCGUCGCGCAGAUGAUCGUCAGCGACGUGGUUCCACUUCGUGAACGAGGCAAGUAUCAAGGAAUCCUCGGGGCGGUCGUUGCCAUUGCCAAUGGCAUUGGUCCUGUUAUCGGAGGUGCCCUGGCGUCUAGAUCGGAAGACUCGUGGCGAUGGAUCUUCCGUCUGAAUCUGCCCUUGACAGCAUUGACCACCCUGGCUGUUUUCUUCUUCAUGCCCCUUCGAAAGGUCACCGGUGACUGGAAAGUCAAAGUCAAAGCAAUUGAUUUCUUCGGUGUGGUUUUGGCGCUCGGGGGAACUUCGGUUCUGCUGCUGGGUUUGACUUGGGGUGGUGGAGAGUAUGAAUGGAAGUCGUCGCAUGUCAUUGCAACUCUGGUCGUUGGAAUUGCUAUUUCCAUUGCCUUCGUUGUUUGGCAAUGGAGAGGCACCUCGACGCCGUUGGUUCCCAUGCAUAUUUUUCGGGGUCGAAUCGUGAACGGCGCAUGUCUGACUAUGUUCAUCAACGGAUGGAACUUUUUGGUCCAGGUCUAUUACAUCCCCACGUUCUACCAGCUCGUGUUUGGAUACUCGACGGUUAAAGCGGCUACAAUGUUGUUACCUAUCACACUCAUGCAAACUGUUAGCAGUACAGGCUCUGGCCUUGUUGUCCAUUGGGUAGGCCGCUACCGAGAAUGCAUCUUGUUUGGAUGGAUUGUCUGGGCAGUCGGCCUUGGCCUUUUCUCAACACUGGACAAGGACUCGGGACUGGGAAAGCAGAUUGGAUAUGGCAUUCUGACGGGCGUUGGGGUUGGAAAUACUCUACAGCCCUCUCUAAUUGCCGUCCAAGCCGGCGUCGAAAGACGAGAUAUGGCUGUAGUGACUUCGUUCAGAAACUUCGUACGCAACCUGGGCGGGACUCUCGGGCUUGCCAUCGCAGGAACUAUUAUAAACAACGUCGUUUCGUCGUCUAUCUCGGUCCUCGACCUUAACGAAAGCCAAUCUCGAUCUCUCCUCUCUAGCCCGCAAAGUUACCUCUCGAAAUUGUCCGCAGAGGAGGCUGAGCAUGUUCGUGGUGUGCUGACCCCGGCGUAUCAAAAGGGGUUCCGUAUUAUCUUCAUUGUCGGGGCAUCCCUGGCGGCAUUUGCUUUCUUAUUGGCUAUUUGGUUGAUGCCACAGGUCGGUUUGAACCGGGCUGAUGAUCAAGCCUUGAAGGAAGAAGCCAAGAAAAGACUUGAAGGGCAGGAUGAAGAGAAAAGACUCAAAAGAGCGGGUUAG
Molecule: messenger RNA, 1683 nt
Organism: Penicillium bovifimosum
Lineage: Eukaryota; Fungi; Ascomycota; Eurotiomycetes; Eurotiales; Aspergillaceae
Product: MDR family MFS transporter
Exons: 7
Coding region: 1-1683 (560 amino acids)
Biological process (GO): transmembrane transport
Molecular function (GO): transmembrane transporter activity
Source: RefSeq, a predicted model, not a curated record